GGUGGAAAUGGCGAUAUUGAGGAUUCGGAUACUGACGUACAGGACUACAGCACGGACGAGGACUACAACGAUGUUUUCGACUCGACCAGUAACGGAACUGAUGUGGACGCUGCGUCCGGCACGAAAAGUGGCACUUUAAAAUUCGUAAGAACUCUGACAAAUAUCUCGAAGGAUGCUGGCGGUGUCGCCCAUAUGCGAUGCGAAGUCGUGGGCGAUCCUCCGCCGACAAAGAUACGGUGGUUCAAGAACGAAGCUCCGUUAGAAGAAGACCGACCGAAAAUCACCAUUAGGAAAAUACACGCACAAAUGCACGAACAUGCAGCGAAGAAUCUGGCGGGAAGUCGAUUAAAAAUCACAAAUUUGGACGUUUCUGAUGUUGGUUUUUAUACUUGUCGCGUUACCAACGGCAAGGAUCAAAUUCAGAGCGAAGGAACUCUACGAGUCGAUUCCUCGAAGAAAUGGCAAGCUCCUAUACAUCCUGGACAGCCUAUAGGACAGCCAUCAGACACCGAUAGAUUUUCUACAGGAAUAUCUGGUUCAGGUUUCAUCGACGGUAUGGGAAAUGGAGACAUGUUAGGCAUCUCAGGGAAUGGAAUGUCUACACCUCACAUCUCUCAUUUAGCAUCCGUAAAUCCGUUCAGUAUACUUUUACCGAACCCACAGCCAACCAGCUCACAAUCCAGCACCAUGGAUCUUAAUACAAUCAGCGGCCUUACUAAUGGCAAUAUACAAUUCCCUCCUAAUAUGAAUUUUGAUGAAAUAUCAAGUUCAAUUUCAAACAGAAAGGACAAUCAUAAAGGAACUUGUGAGGUAUACAUGGGAAAAACUUGUGCGCAGUUUGUAGGAAACCAAUCAGUUUAUAUUAUAUAUCCCAUGACACAGAAAAUGCUCGAAGAGAAAUUAAUGAAGGCUUUUCAAGUUAUCAAUUUCUCAAAUGAGCUCUCGUCAAAUUGCGAAGGAUAUGCGAAACCGUCUCUUUGCUAUUCCGCUUUUCCAAUAUGUCGCGAUGCGACAACUAAUACUCAGAAACCAAAAAACACAGAAGCGAGUACACAGCUUUUUAACCUCCUGAACUCCAGGCAAGAUGAUCUCUUUGAUGACGGAGAUCGCGAGGACGCGGACGAUUUCGCAAGACUGCGCGGUAUCCACAAAAAACGUAGUCCCACAUUAAAACCGGUUUUUGACUUGGUGCCUAACGAAAACGGGAAAUCGAGCAACAAAAAGAUAAUUAAUCAGAGUUACGGGGACGCGCAGCAUCGAGCAUCUAGCAGAAACGAGAUCAAUCGUAAAUUACGAAGGAUAUGUCGGGAGGAAUGCGAAAUGUUGGAAAAUGAAUUAUGUAGAAAGGAAUACGCGAUAGCAAAGAGGCAUCCGUUAAUCGGGCAUCAAGUGCCUUUGGUUGAAUGUUCUGAUUUACCGCUGGAUGGAACGACGGAAGCUCGCGAUUGUUUAACACUUGGGUUAUCCGCGGCAAACAAUGUGCAAGAAAAUGACUACUGCUAUUGGGGUAGUGGAAAAUCCUAUCGGGGAACUGUAAAAACGAGCGUUAGUGGAAGGCCAUGUUUACGAUGGGCUCAUCACUUUAAUCUCCCAAUAUCUGAUUUUCCCGAAUUAGCUGGACGUCAUUCUUACUGUCGGAAUCCUGGUGGAAAAGAACAUCAACCAUGGUGUUAUGUCGAUGUCAAUAAUAGGAUGCAAAAGGAGUUUUGCAAUAUAUCUAAAUGUGUUGAGAAUUUAUGGAUUUAUGCGGUCGUUGGUUUUGUGCUAACAGGGGGUUUUGUUAUUAUAUUAAUAUGUUAUUGCUGCUGCUACAGAAGUAGAAAAUCCAGAAGACAAAUGAAUCAUUUACCAUCAAAUAAAAUAUUAACCGGUAUCCAAUGUGAUAAAAAUAUAUAUGAUGGAAGGAGGAGCACGACACAGCCCAUGGAAAUGAGUUCUCUCUUGGCAGGACCUGGUAACAUAACACCAGGCACUGGCACUUUAAGCAGUGGCAGUAGUAGAACGUCUAAUAAUAGGAUACGACAAUUUACUACAAAUAAUAUUGUGCUUUUGCAAGAGUUGGGCGAAGGUGCUUUUGGAAAAGUUUACAAGGGUGAAUUGCAAACCGGAAAUAAAUGCGAGCCACCUAUUUACGUAGCAGUAAAAACAUUAAAGGAGAAUGCAAGUCCGAAAACUCAAAGCGAUUUUAAAAGAGAAGUCGAACUCAUGACAGAUUUACAACAUCAAAAUAUUAUUUGUUUGCUUGGUGUAAUAUUAAAAGGAGAACCAAUGUGUAUGCUCUUUGAGUACAUGACUCAAGGAGAUCUACACGAAUAUCUAAUUUGCCAUUCCCCGAGAUCGGAUGUUCCAUUGAACAACAGUAAUGGAAAAAUUCUAGAGCAACCAGAGUUUUUGCAAAUUGCUUUACAAAUUGCCUCUGGCAUGGAAUAUUUGGCUAGUCAUCACUAUGUCCAUCGCGAUUUGGCAGCAAGAAAUUGUUUAGUGGGCGAUGAUUUAACAGUCAAAAUCUCAGAUUUUGGUUUAUCACGAGAUAUAUAUAGCAGCGACUAUUAUAGGGUACAAUCCAAGAGUCUACUACCUGUUCGAUGGAUGCCACCUGAGUCAAUUCUUUAUGGUAAAUUCACUACCGAAUCAGAUGUAUGGAGUUUCGGAGUUGUACUCUGGGAAAUCUACAGCUAUGGUUUGCAGCCAUAUUACGGAUAUAACAAUCAGGAAGUAAUAGACAUGAUUCGUUCACGGCAACUGUUGCCGUGUCCGGAAGACUGUCCGACAAUGAUAUAUAGUCUAAUGAUUGAGUGUUGGCAUGAGGUAGCGAAUCGCAGGCCGCAGUUUCCAGAGAUUCAUCAUCGGUUACACAAUUGGUAUAUAAAUCGAACCUACUUGAGCGAUUUUUGCAACGAAUCUAUUACCAGUUACUCAGGCAGUAGCCAUAAGAGCACAAACAAGACCAAUUCAACACAAUUGUCAGCGCCCAUAUACAAGAGCGAUCAGAAAACAAGCACUGAGCCAAAGGUCAUCUGCAAUCUCAAUGAUCACAGUAAUGCGAUAAAAAUGUUACCGGCAGUGAAUACUUUUCCGAAUUCUAACUGCGUCGAACAGAGACUGAAUUGUGGUUUCAAUACGGAACACGGAACACCAAUAAAAACGUCUAAUUACCAGAAUCCUACUACGAAUGUUAAUCUAAAUGACGUCUAUGAUGAUAAACAGUGUUGUUCGCCCAAGUUGAGCGGCGCGAAGAAAGUUUUACCUGUAGUAAUACCUCAGGCAGGUGUACCUAAACCAAAUGCGCUCAACAAUGGCCCAAGACCGUUACAAAAUGGUGCGCAAUUGGUCGUCAGGUUACCCGACCCCAGUAAAGUCACAACUGAAACGAGAGUAUCGAAAUGAACGACUUUGCAAUGAAUUUGUAUUUUUUCGUAUAUUUGUCGUAAUAAAUUGUCAGUAAUGAUAAAACACUAUCGAAUCUUCAUGCCACUAUCGGAUACUUCUUUAGAUAGUAUUAAACGAACAGACUAAAUACAAGAAACCGCUGCAAUACUAAUCCCUGCCAUAUGUAUGUACAUUUAUUUAUUUUUACAAAUAUAUACGUAUUUUAUAUUGUCGCGUAUUUCGGGUGACAUGUAUAUAUUCACAUGACACUAUUGGAGACUCCUUUUGGAUAGUAUCAAACGAAAGAAGAAUACAAAAGCUAGCUACAAGACUUAAUCAUUGUCAUUUACAUGCAUUUAUUUAUUGUUACAAACAUGCACGUAUUUUAUACUGCCGUUUAUCUUAAUAAUGUGUUGAUAAUGUCUCACACACAUAUAAAAUAGUUUAAUACUUACAUAGGCAGGACAUAGAAUCGGAUAUCGUGCUUUAACAUGAUUAUUCCCCAUUUAUGACUAUAGUCGUGCAACAAUAGAAUAAAAUUUUUAAGAUUUGUCCUCGUUUAUUUUUACGAAAAGAUAUUCAUUGAAACAUUAUACUAGAGUGAGAAUAUAUGUAUAAUUUAUACGUUUAUUCAUAAGUUAUAUAUAAGAAAAACGAAGAGAGAGAGAGAGAGAGAGAAAAAAAGAUAAUUCUAUUUCAGAAAAAGAGAAAUAAACUUGCAGAACACAAUAUCAACGGAUAUCGAUAUCUACAUCAAAACGAAUGUUUAAUUAUGCAUGCUCUGUCCAAAGAGUAUAAUAUUGUAUGGAAUAUUGUUAUGCUCUAUAUAAGGCAUAUCUUAUGAAUCAUGUUUUCAUAUAAUCUUUACAGAAUUGUUCAAAAAGAUGCGAGCACGCGCAAUCGGAUAUAUAUUGUAAUAAGCGGAAAUGAGAGACGACGCGUGAAAAAGAAAAAAUGUGCGAGUGUGUGUUUUGUGAAUGUGUGUUUUAAGAUGUUUUUUAAAAGGCAAUUUUUAUAAUCGUCAUAUCGUCGUAUGCCAAAAUCCGGAUAGUGAAUAUUGACUGUUAACAAAAAUUAUUCAAUUUGUAUAUUAUAUAAUAACUGCAUAUGUGUAUCUUUUUUACCUAGAAAAUCUUUGGGGUCUUGCUUUGUAAUCAAAAAUUAAUUU
This is a messenger RNA of Formica exsecta, 4537 nucleotides long. It is a transcript of the gene Ror, whose product is annotated as tyrosine-protein kinase transmembrane receptor Ror. NCBI's taxonomy places the organism in Eukaryota, Metazoa, Arthropoda, Insecta, Hymenoptera, Formicidae. The record is from RefSeq and is a predicted model, not a curated record. Gene Ontology annotation, cellular component: membrane; signaling receptor complex. Gene Ontology annotation, biological process: cell surface receptor protein tyrosine kinase signaling pathway; multicellular organism development; protein phosphorylation. The coding region runs from base 193 to 3387 and encodes 1064 amino acids. The transcript is spliced from 13 exons. Gene Ontology annotation, molecular function: protein binding; transmembrane receptor protein tyrosine kinase activity; ATP binding.